Brassica napus (rape) is the source of this 2296-nucleotide messenger RNA. Its product is annotated as phosphatidylinositol 4-phosphate 5-kinase 10-like. Gene Ontology annotation, biological process: phosphatidylinositol metabolic process. The transcript has 9 exons. The coding region runs from base 412 to 1689 and encodes 425 amino acids. The record is from RefSeq and is a predicted model, not a curated record. Gene Ontology annotation, molecular function: phosphatidylinositol kinase activity. Lineage: Eukaryota; Viridiplantae; Streptophyta; Magnoliopsida; Brassicales; Brassicaceae.
UGCGAACAGAUGAAAAUGAGUUGGAUCAUCGAGGGGCGAACUUCAACGGCCAAAUUUGGCAUAUACCAUUCCUUCUUUAUUUUUCCAUCUCAACAAGAAAAACAAAAAGUCUCUCGUUUUUCUUCUUUCUCCUCUUUUUGUUUACAGCUCCUAAGCGACAGGUAUCAUAAUAUCUUCCUCCUCUUGUUUUCUUCUUCUUUUUCUACGUGGUUUUUCUCGUAGGUUAUUUGAAUAAGAUUUUGAUAAUUUUUUUGUGUUGGUAUGAAUCAAUUAUUAGAUUAUCUCUGAGAAUUUCGAAUUCUAGGGUUUGUUUUCCUGGGUCGACAUAGGGUUCUAGGGGGGGGGGGAGCAUCACACAAAGAUGUGGGAUUGAAAUCUCCUUGUGGAAGUUGAGGGAGGGGGGAGAGAGAAAUGAGUACAAGGGAGAUAACAGCCAAGGACGUGAAAGCCACAGAGAAGAACCGGGUUCGAUACUCUUCAAAGCACAUUAAACAUCUUCCACCUGGAACCAUUACUGAGUUUGUAUGGAAGGAUUAUUGUCCCUUGGGAUUCAGACUUGUGCAAGAGCUUGAGGAUAUUAACCAUGCUGAAUACUUGAAAUCCGUAUGCAAUGAUGAGACGUUAAGGAAGCUUUCUACUGGGAAAGUUGGUAAUAUGUUUCUUCUCUGCAAAGAUGACCGCUUUCUUAUUAAGAUUCUUCGCAAAUCCGAAAUCAAGGUGAUACUAGAGAUGUUGCCUGGCUACUACCAACAUAUUCAUAAAUACAGGUCAACCUUGUUGUCCAAGAACUAUGGAGCUCAUUCUCUCAAACCUGUUGGAGGUGUUAAGACAUAUUUCGUGGUCAUGUCAAACAUACUACAGUCAGAUGUUUUUAUGAACAAGGUCUAUGAUCUAAAGGGUUCAUCACAAGGCCGAACUAACAAGAAGAUCAAAGUCAGAGAUAAAACCAUACUUAAAGAUAUAGACCUUGAUUUUCAUUUCUAUGUUGAUUCCUUGGCAAGGCACCGCCUCCUCAAGCAAACAAAGCUAGACUGUGAGCUUUUGGAAGAUGAAGGGAUAAUGGAUUAUAGCUUAAUGCUUGGUUUACAAGUUAAAGGUUCAUGUCAAGGCUCAACUGAUGGAUUAAUCCCUGUAUACGAUAGCUUCACAUCACUAGGCUCUGUUGACAGCAGUAAGUUUAUGAAGACAGCUACGAACUCUCCAGAUAGUUCUUCAACAAUGUAUUCAUGCACUCCGAGCAGAGACUCAAUUGAUAGCGAGGACUCAGUGAAUGUACAAUCCGUAGCAAGCAUGUGCCCUAGUCCAGCACCAACCAACGCUUCUGAUUCUCCACAAGGAAGCAUUGUCUACAAAACAAGACCCACCAACAUCUUCCAAAACAGCUCAAGCACAAACUUCGGUAUGAGGAUACCUGGAAGAGCACGAAGGGUGGGGAGAGGAGAAUCAUUAGGGAGUGUGGUGGGGAAGAACGUUAAAGGAGGGGGAGAGGAAUGGUACGACGUUAUAUUGUACCUUGGGAUUAUAGACAUUUUCCAAGACUAUGGUGUGAGGAAACGCAUUGAACAUUGUUACAAGUCUAUUCAACACAGCUCUAAGACUAUCUCAGCCGUCCAUCCCAAGAUCUACUCUUCUCGUUUUCAAGACUUCGUCUCUCAGAUCUUCUUACCAGACGAAGACCUUUCUAAUUGACAUUAACUACCAUGUCUUAAUCUUUCUACUUAAAGUUUGUUUAUGAAGCAAAAACAACCCGCACAACUUUUAUUUACUUUGACAUACAAGGCUCGAAUUUUUUAAUUAAUUAUUUAUCAGACGUUAUGUCAAGUUAAAGGAAUCUGUAUGAAACAAAAGCCUAAAAUCGACCCAAUAUUAAGGAAAUUAAAUAGAUAUGGGUGGUGCAAGCAUGACCACGUGCUAAAAGAUUUUAGUGUUAAGGAGAAGGAAGAAGCGUGUCCAAUUAGCCGACAGCUGAGGAAUGAAAAGCUGAGUUGGCAUCUAUGUGAACAAGUCAAACCUCCGCCUCGCAUGUUUGUGAGUUAUUUGACUUAUUCACCAUUCAAAAGUUUGCUUUACUUUUAUUAAUACUAACAAUUACUACUAUAAAUAAUCCAACUCCGCAAAUAACCUAAACACAUUUACACUUUACACUGCUAUUAACUAUUUUUUGGCUUUAACAAUUUCAAUUGCACAUGCCAGAUUUCAUGACUAAUAGUAUAUACUUUAUGACUAAAAAUUAAAAAAAGAUACACUUUUGUUUUGCAAAUUAUAAAACCAGUUCUUAUUACUAUGGGCAUGUAUA